Messenger RNA from Podarcis raffonei (Aeolian wall lizard), 1301 nucleotides. RefSeq names its product galanin and GMAP prepropeptide (gene GAL). The transcript is spliced from 7 exons. Gene Ontology annotation, cellular component: extracellular region. Gene Ontology annotation, molecular function: hormone activity. Bases 657 to 1079 code for a protein of 140 amino acids. The record is from RefSeq and is a predicted model, not a curated record. Lineage: Eukaryota; Metazoa; Chordata; Lepidosauria; Squamata; Lacertidae.
CCUUUGCAGUUGAUUUGACCAGUCUGUGAAUCCUUGGAGGAGGAGAAGGGUGGUGGAGGAGGAGGAGGAGGAAAAGAGAGGUUCCCCUUUCCCAUCCGGCUCGCGGUUCCGUUUCCGUCGCCGCCAACCUCCCUGCUCCUCCAACAGCAGCAAAGAACUUGUGUGAAGUUGCCCGAGGGAGCCGGGCAGGAGGAGGCCGCCAGGCUACCUAAGCAGACCUCUUUCCACGGUGGCGAAGCCGAGCGUAAUGAAAGGUAAUUGGCCGGGCUGUUAUCCAUCUGCAGCCUACAUCUUGCCUCCAAAUGCCUCUAAUUGAAUUGCUGUAAUUUUUUGCCCUUCCUAAUGCACUGCCUCGGCGAGGGGAAAUGGCCGGGGGGGGGGGCGGCUCUCCAGGCUCCCCGGGGGGAAAGAGGCAAGCAGCUCCGGCGAGGCUCAUAAAUAGCGCGGAUCGGGCUGGCUUGGGUACCACUCGGACCACCACCCCGCCUCCCCAGCGCUUCUUCCGCAAGCUCCUCCUCCACCCCGUUUGCGGGAUCUACGCAGGGAUUGAGUGAGGAAGAUUCCCACAAGAGAUCAGCCAGCAGCCCUUGGGGACCACUGUCACCGCUUGCCAGGAUCCACCUCGACACACAUCGGACACCACUUUUCACGGCAAGAUGCAGAGGUGUACCUGUCUCCUGUUUGCCUCCUUGAUCUUCUGCGCUGCCGUCUCAGAGACUUUCGGGCUGGUGUUAUCCGCUAAAGAGAAAAGGGGAUGGACUGUGAAUAGUGCUGGUUAUCUGCUUGGUCCAAGUCGUGUUGCUCAGAUCCUCAAGAAAAUGUCCCGUGCAAAGGGGACAGAAGAGCCACCUGGGGAACGUGCAAUUGACAAAGUUUUUAAUGCCCAGCCUGGUCUAGCUGGUAAACGUGACAUACAGCUUGAAGGAAAUACAAAAGCAGGUAUUUUGGGAAGACCACUGACUGAUGACAAUGUUUUGCGUAUGGUAAUUGAAUUUUUGACAUACUUACACCUUAAAGAAGCUGGGGUUCUUGAUGACAUACCUGCAACACUUUCUUCAGAAGAAGCAAAUCAGUCUUGAAAGAGAAUGUAUUUAUACUCUGUGUUAUAAAUUCCCAACAUCUAAUCAGAAUUUUGAACAAAAUAUGGCAUUGUAUUCAUCUUGUACGUUCCUCCUCAUUGUCAACUUCUUUUUGUCUUUUCUUUCUUUGGUGAUGUUACAUUGUAAAAAAAAAAAAUCACUGAUAAAAAAUUACUUUCGAUAAAUGACAUCAUAAAAAAAUAGCAGCUGCUGUUUGUUUCA